Lolium perenne is the source of this 2119-nucleotide messenger RNA. RefSeq names its product adagio-like protein 3. The record is from RefSeq and is a predicted model, not a curated record. Gene Ontology annotation, cellular component: SCF ubiquitin ligase complex; nucleus; cytosol. Gene Ontology annotation, molecular function: protein binding. Lineage: Eukaryota; Viridiplantae; Streptophyta; Magnoliopsida; Poales; Poaceae. Gene Ontology annotation, biological process: circadian rhythm; response to blue light.
AGUAGAGCAAGUACUCCUCUACUAAGCCAGGAAAAUAUCUUCCAACCUCUUGUGCAUCAGCGGCGGCAUCACCAUCUUCCAACCCACGAGCGCGGUGGAGAGAGCGAGGCAUGUUCGACACGAUGGAUCACGGCGGCGUCGUGGCGGUGAAGCGGAUGAGGCUGUACACCGCAGAGAAAGAAGAGAUGGAGAUGGAGGUGGACGGAGAAGAGGAGGAGGAUGAGGGGUGGGCAUGGGGGACGCCGGGGCUGGGGAUGGGGAUGGGCCCGGCGGGGGAGCAGAGGGCGGCGGCGAUCGUGGUGGCAGACGCGAUGGAGCCCGACUUCCCCGUCAUCUACGUCAACGCAGCCUUCGAGGCCGCCACCGGGUACCGCGCGCACGAGGUGCUCGGCCGGAACUGCCGAUUCCUACAAUUUCGUGAUCCACGUGCACAAAGACGACACCCCCUUGUUGAUCCAAUGGUCGUUUCAGAGAUGCGGCGGUGCCUCAGUGAUGGAAUUGAGUUCCAAGGUGAAGUACUGAAUUUCCGAAAAGAUGGCGCUCCACUGACAAACAGGCUAAGGCUCAUUCCAAUGCAUGGGGAUGCUGGCUCUUUGACACACAUUAUUGCAAUCCAGCUGUUCUCUGAUGCCAACAUCGAUCCCAGCAACAUAUCUUACCCAGUGUAUAAACAACAGUCCAGCCACAGGCGCAGCAUUCAAGAUAUGAACCCUGCUUCCCAUGAGCAUACUCCUAAAGUCCAAUGUUCAGACUACUGCAGUAUCUUCCAGCUCUCGGAUGAAGUUCUGGCUCAUAACAUCUUAUCGCGCCUGUCACUGAGGGAUGUGGCAUCCAUUGGAUCAGUCUGCACUAGAAUGCAUGAGCUGACAAAGAAUGAUCAUCUGAGAAAAAUGGUCUGCCAAAACGCAUGGGGAAGAGAUGUCACUGGCAGGCUUGAGACCAGCACCAAGAUGUUAGGAUGGGGUCGUCUUGCAAGAGAACUAACAACCCUUGAGGCAGCCUCGUGGAGGAAGUUCACAGUUGGAGGACGCGUUGAGCCAUCCCGAUGCAACUUCAGUGCCUGCUCUGUGGGAAACCGCCUUGUCCUUUUUGGAGGGGAGGGUGUCAACAUGAAGCCUAUGAAUGACACCUUUGUGCUUAACCUUGAGGCUGCAAAGCCAGAAUGGUGCCUUGUCAAGGUUUCUGCGUCCCCGCCUGGCCGCUGGGGACACACGCUCUCAUGGCUAAAUGGCUCAUGGCUGGUAGUAUUUGGAGGCUGCGGACAGCAAGGUUUGCUUAAUGACGUCUUCGUCCUUGACCUUGAUGCCCAGCAUCCCACUUGGAGGGAGGUUGCAAGCGACGGUCCACCAUUGCCACGGUCUUGGCACAGUUCAUGCACUCUGGACGGUUCUAAACUUGUUGUGUCAGGGGGGUGCGCCGAGUCCGGUGUGCUUCUAAGCGACACAUUCCUGCUUGAUCUCACGAAGGAAAAACCAUCAUGGAAGGAGAUUCCGACAUCUUGGUCAUCCCGCCUUGGCCACACCUUGUCUGUUUAUGGUAAGACUAAACUAUUUAUGUUUGGUGGAUUGGCGAAGAGUGGCUCGCUUCGGCUGCGCUCCAGUGAUGCCUACACUCUGGAUGUUGCUGAAGAUAAUCCGCAAUGGAGGCAGUUAGCGACAACAGGGUUUCCAAGUGUUGGUCCGCCGCCAAGGCUUGAUCAUGUCACUGUGAGUCUGCCCUGUGGGAGGAUCAUCAUAUUUGGUGGCUCAAUUGCUGGACUGCACUCACCCGCCGAGCUGUUCUUGCUCGACCCGGCAGAGGAAAAGCCAACAUGGAGGAUCCUGAAUGUUCCUGGGCAGCCACCGAAGUUCGCAUGGGGACACAGCACCUGUGUUGUUGGUGGCACCAGGGUCUUGGUUCUUGGCGGACACACCGGGGAGGAGUGGAUUCUGAAUGAGCUCCACGAGCUCUGCCUCGCAAGUAGGGCUGCUGAAGAUGCGUGAUUCUGCCAAAUGUCACUUGGCAUAAUUGAUACGGUUUUAGAUCUUAUUGUUCAUGUAACCUGUGUUGUCACUGCGUUUGUAUACGAAAAUUAGUGCAAAAGAAUUGAAAAGGAAUUAGUGGAGGAGAGCUUAGUACA